Molecule: messenger RNA, 2496 nt
Organism: Eriocheir sinensis (Chinese mitten crab)
Lineage: Eukaryota; Metazoa; Arthropoda; Malacostraca; Decapoda; Varunidae
Gene: Mulk
Product: acylglycerol kinase, mitochondrial-like
Exons: 9
Coding region: 132-1490 (452 amino acids)
Biological process (GO): ceramide biosynthetic process; protein insertion into mitochondrial inner membrane
Cellular component (GO): mitochondrion; TIM22 mitochondrial import inner membrane insertion complex
Molecular function (GO): ATP-dependent diacylglycerol kinase activity; ceramide kinase activity; acylglycerol kinase activity
Source: RefSeq, a predicted model, not a curated record
GCGGGCGCCGAGCCGGAGCUAAGACCAAGACCAAGAAGCAAGUAAACAAGUUCGCCUAGCCGGAUUUCUGACACUGAGCGGAGUUCAUUUGGUAGAGGCACGGCCAGCCAAGGUCAGGCAAACUCAAGGUCAUGGCGAGAGUGGUCAAAAUCCUGCAGACCCUGAAAAGACACAAGAAAAAGACAAUUUUCUUCUCCGCGGUGCUCGCCGGGGGCCUCCACUACGCCAGCGAGAAAUACGAGGAGAAUGCCAUGAUGCGUCGACUGUGUGAGGAGGCCAUGAGCUAUGGAGAGGCAUCACGGCCCCUCGGAGAGGCUGACCGACACAUCACUGUCCUCUUAAACCCAGCAGCUCGGGAUGGCAAGAGCAAGGCCGUGUUUGACAAGUACUGUGCUCCGCUGCUGCACCUGGCAGGCAUAAAGGUGGCGGUGGUCCGCACAGAGCAUGAGGGGCAGGCCAGGGACCUCAUGGGGCUCAUGGAGAAGACCAGUGCCGUGGUGGUGGCUGGUGGCGAUGGCACCUUGGCGGAGGUCCUCACAGGGCUGCUUCGGCGCUCAGACCACAGAGAAGCUGCAAGGAGGUUCCCGCUGGGCAUCCUCCCUCUGGGGCAGACCAACUCCGCUGCCUCUGCUGUGUGGGGCUUCAGGGGACGUCCAAAGCCCAGGGAUCUCGCCGAGGCUACCAUGGCCGUGGUCAGGGACUUGAAAAGGCCAAUGGAUGUGAUGGAGAUUACGCCAGAAAAGGCGGCAGGGCAGGAGGAGGCGCCGCAGCCAGUGUUUGCUGCCUCCGAAGUGGUGUGGGGGGCGCUGAGGGACGCUGCUGGCAGGAAGGACCAAUACUGGUACUGGCCUGGCGUCAAGAAGUACAUGACCUACGUCUUCUCUUCCUACAAGGACCUUGCAUGGGACUGCUCAGCGGAGGUGGAGUACACGCUGCCCUGCUCUGGCUGCUCCAGGUGCCGUGCCAAGAACCAGACAGACGCCAGGACCCCAGAGGCAGGCACCCCACAGCCAGCCAGGCGAUGGUGGAUGAACUACCUCCCCCGGGCCGCCCUUGGGACCGCUCAGAAGAAAGAGCCUGAAAGCACCGAGCCAGACUACAGCCUCAUCACAAAUGCCUCGUGUGGUGAGCUGCAUCAUCUCACCCUGGGGAAGGUGUGCGAGGUGGUCGUGGGCACGCAGAACACUCCGCAGACCACCACCAUACCAUCCUACGCACUUGCCCUCAAUACCGGUAUGGAGAACAUUGGUGCCAUUGAUUUCAUCAAGGAGGGAUGGAGGAGGGAGUGGAGUGGGGUGAGGGGAUACGUGGAGGAGAAGCUGGUAGGGGAGGUCUCCAUCACCCCCACUGCCUCAACCACCAAUGACAAGGGAGAGGAGCGAGAGUUGAGCAUCGACAGCGAGGGUUUUGAGGUUCGGCCCAUGACCAUACGCCCUCGACCUUCUGCAGUGACCAUCUUUGCCCCGCCCUUGUCCCAGGCCGCAGCUUAGCCACCUCAUCACCACGACCACCCAUUCAUCUGUUGGUAUUCUGUAGUCAAGAGGAAGGGUGCAUUAACUCUGCCUGACUGAUUUCACACCUAAUUGUCUUGCUCUGACUCCUGUUGUGUUUGAGGUUGUUUCUUUGUUGCAGUAAAGUGAGACCAAAACCCAUAAGGAACAAAAUGAGAGCCACAAUCAUAGAGAGGAUAUAGAGCAAAACCAGAGUGAUGAAAUUAGAGGGAAAAAACAAAGGUGAGAGUGAGAAGAGGAGAGAGUCUGUGAUCAUCAAGAGUGGGAGUGACUCAUAGUCCAUCCAACCCCUUAAGGGAAACUAUGGACAUUAAAAAAAAGUAAUAUCAUAUAAUAAAAAUAAAGGCAAAAAAUAAGAAAAAAACCUAUUUAGAGGAAAACAAAAGGAGGGUCACUUCCAGAGAUAUUUUAAUAGCCCACUUUUAAAACAUGAAAAUCAAAUUACUUAUCUGGAAAAGUUAAGGAAGUUAGUUAAAAAAAAGCACAUUAUUUCCAGAGGUACUUGUUAACCUUAGGUAAUAUAAGUUGUAUAAAGGCUAAAUCAUCAGUGGUGGGCAGAUUGUUGCAGUAUUACCAAUGAACAUGACAAAAGAGUGAAGGUACAGCUUAAUGCUUUUAGUCAGAUGGAGAUUGGAGACUCAAUAUUUUUGCAAGCGCUUAGCAUUGUUGGUGCCGUCUCUGCUACAUGGUCUGUGCUAUCAGUGAACUCUGUUGGGCGGGGAAAGGCAGUGUUUUCUUGGCUCUUUGACAGUGUAGGCUUUCCUGUGACUCAGUGGUGGUGGUGGUGGGGGUAGAAGGUGGCACAGCAUACCUCACCAACUCUUCCACUUACGAAUGCUGUUCCCUUUUUUAUGUUUACUCCUCAACCUUAUCUUCAUUUUCUAGAGUUUUCCUGAUUUUUUUGUUGAUUUUUUUGUCUUUGAUAACAUUUGUACAUUCAUCUGUAAAUAAAUGUUUAAAUAAACCAAUAAAGUCUCAAACUCAU